AUGACAACCUACACCCAGACGUCGUUGGCCCCUUCAAUUACAGUUUUUGCUUCUCACAAAGUUUCGAAGAUAAAUCGGAACAUAUACUCUGGGUUCACUGAGCAUAUGGGAAGAUGCAUCUACACCGGGCUUUUCGACCCGACUAACCCAAAUAAAGACCUCAUAGACUCGAAUGGAUUUCGAACCGAUGUGCUGGAGGCAUUGAAGCCAUUAGACAUUCCGAUAUUCAGAUAUCCCGGAGGCAACUUCUGCGCAACCUAUCACUGGCAAGAUGGGAUCGGCCCCGUGGAGUCGAGACCAGCCAGAGCUGAACUGGCGUGGGAAACCGUCGAGACCAAUCGCUUCGGUACUGACGAGUUCAUGAAGUGGUGCAAGGCUGUCAACGCUGAGCCAUAUCUAUGUCUCAACUUUGGUACCGGCACGCUCGACGAAGCCAUGGCAUGGGUUGAGUACUGCAACGGCACCAAAGACACCUACUAUGCCAACCUCCGACGGAAGAACGGCCACGCUGAACCAUAUAAUGUGAAGUGGUGGGCCCUCGGAAACGAAAUGUGGGGUGACUGGCAGGUCAACCAGAUGACUCAAGAAGCGUACUCAGAGCGUGCACACCAGUGGGCGAAAGCUCUAAAGCUCCUCGAUCCCAGCAUCCAGCUCAUCCUCUGCGGCAGAGAAGGCGCUACGACGUGGGACUAUACCACUUUGAAACGCAAUAUAUUACCUGCUGGGAUGAGUGAUUUGGGGGAAGAGCGAGGGCCUCUCAUUGACUUGCACAGUAUCCAUUUAUACACAGCUAGUGAAGACCACUAUGAGAAUGUGACCGCACCGUUGGCAGCGGAACGUCACAUCGAGGUGUGCUCUAGCCUGAUCGACCUCGCGAUCAUUGAGAACAAAAUCCCUCCAGGUCAGAAGAGACCCGGCAUCACAUUCGAUGAAUGGAACGUCUGGUCUCCUACGAGAGCACCAGGCAGCAAAGGCGGAGAAGAAAACUAUACUUUGUCCGAUGCUCUUGGAGUCGCAGUAUGGCUGAACGUCUUCAUCCGAAAGUCCAAGGACGUGGAGAUGGCCUGCAUCGCACAAAGUGUGAAUGUCCUCAGCCCGCUCAUGACGAACGAGAAAGGUAUUGUCAAGCAGACGACAUGGUGGCCGUACGAGCUGUUUUGCAAAUACAUGAAGGGUCACACCAUUGCCGUCCAUGUAGCGAGUGCGGCAUACGAAGGUCCCACCAAGCCUGCAUGGGUAAGAGCAUUAAAGGAUACUCCUUAUCUAGAUGUCAGUGCCACUUUGGAUGAUGAGGGCUGGGUCAAUGUUGUUGUGGUCAAUCUCCAUCUUGAAUCCGACUUGGAAACUUCGUUUAGCGGUCUUGCAGAGGGAGCGGUAGUGAGGGUGUACACGGUUACUGGAUCACACGCGAAAAUCACGAACAUGGGAGGCAAAGAAGAGGUAAAAAUAGAAGAAUCGAACUGGGACGGGAAGAAUGGGAAAUUUGUGUUUCCAAAAUUAUCCAUGACCUUGUUGAGAUGGCAAUCCUAG
Exophiala aquamarina CBS 119918 is the source of this 1530-nucleotide messenger RNA. RefSeq names its product alpha-N-arabinofuranosidase C. Gene Ontology annotation, biological process: L-arabinose metabolic process; polysaccharide catabolic process. The transcript has a single exon. Bases 1 to 1530 code for a protein of 509 amino acids. Lineage: Eukaryota; Fungi; Ascomycota; Eurotiomycetes; Chaetothyriales; Herpotrichiellaceae. The record is from RefSeq and is a predicted model, not a curated record. Gene Ontology annotation, molecular function: alpha-L-arabinofuranosidase activity.